Macadamia integrifolia is the source of this 2370-nucleotide messenger RNA. Its product is annotated as zinc finger protein CONSTANS-LIKE 9-like. Lineage: Eukaryota; Viridiplantae; Streptophyta; Magnoliopsida; Proteales; Proteaceae. Gene Ontology annotation, molecular function: protein binding; zinc ion binding. The transcript is spliced from 5 exons. Bases 508 to 1764 code for a protein of 418 amino acids. The record is from RefSeq and is a predicted model, not a curated record.
AUAAUAAGUGAUGAUGAGAAAAAGCGGAGGCCUAACUUUUUAGAGGGUGUGGUGGGACCUUACCUUUUUGCACUUUUAUCCCAAAUUCUCCACCAGACCUCCCAGAUUCUUUCAGAUUUCUCAGAUUUCUUUUUGCACUUUUUAUCCCAAAUUCUCCACCAGACCUUCCAGAUUCUUUCAGAUUUCUGAGAUUUCUCUCAAUUUCAGGGUUUUAACCAUUGCAUCUGCUUACACAUCAUACACACAAAGAACCCUUCUUCUCUUCUCUCUCUGGUCUUCCUGCUCCUCCUUUUCCACGAUUACCUCAUUUUUGGGCUCUGUUUCAACUGCCAUCAAUUGUGGCAUAUUGUUGAGUUUUGGUCUAUAUAACAAACACUUCAACAAGAUUGUGGUUCAUUAAAAAAUUUCCUUUCAGAAAGUUGAGUUAUCAUUGACAAGAAGUUUGGGAAAACUUAUUGAGGUUGAUUGUAUUGGGGUUCUGAUCCAACAGAAGGGUGAGAGUAAAACAUGGGCCAGUUAUGCAAUUUCUGUGGGGAGCAACGAUCAAUGGUAUAUUGCCGCUCUGAUGCUGCUUACUUAUGUUUGUCCUGUGACCGGAAUGUCCACUCUGCAAAUGCCCUUUCUAGACGCCAUUUAAGGACCCUCCUAUGUGAAAGAUGCAGUUCUCAAUCUGCCACAGUUAGGUGUCUUGAAGAGAAAACAUCACUUUGUCAAAAUUGCGAUUGGAGUGGGCAUGGCAGCUCAACCUUGGGUUCAACACAUCAGAGGCAGACAAUCAACUGUUACUCAGGGUGCCCUUCUGCAGCAGAACUUUCUAAGAUCUGGUCAUUUAUUUUGGACUUCCCAUCUGCUGACGAUUCUAAUUGUGAAAAGAAAUUGGGUUUAAUGAGCAUCGACGAGGACAACAUCAGUAAUUGUUGGGAGCCUACCGAAAAUAUCAGCACUAUAGACCUUUCUGUUGCAAGUAGAAUGAAAGACGUGGAAGAUGUUGAUAAGUCUGCUAUGUGGGUGGGAUCCUCUUCAGUGCCUGCACCGAAUCCCAGGCCAUGCAGAAUAGAUCAUCCAUCUGGAUCUGUGGAUCCAAUCACAGCCAAGUUGAGCUGUCCUGGAGCAAAGGUCCUUGGAGUCUGUGAAGAUAAUGAUCUUUAUGAAGAUUUCAGUGUGGAUGAUGUUGAUUUGAACUUCAAGAAUUAUGAAGAACUAUUUGGUAUGUUCCAAAAUAAUUCAGAACAGAUUUUUGAGAAUGGUGGGAUUGAUACCUUGUUUGGGACAAAGGACACGUCUGCUGUGGAUUCCAACAGUCAGGGUGAAAUUGUUGCAGAGGGUUCUUUGGCUGGACAGAUCAAAGCACUGCAGCCAGAAUGUAGCAAUGCAGCAUCUGCUGAUUCCAUCAUCAGCAGUAAAACAGAACCUAACCUCUGUUUUUCUUCAAGGCAAGCCCAUUCAAGCCUCUCGCUUUCAUUUUCUGGCCUGACUGAAGAAAGUAACGGUGGAGAUUACCAAGACUGUGGUGAAUCAUCAACGAUUUUAAUGGGUGAGCCUCCGUGGUUUCCUCCCUGUCCAGAUAAUUCAUAUCCAUCAGCUAGCAGGGACAGUGCUGUCAUGCGUUACAAGGCCAAGAGGAAUAAUAGGAGGUUUGAGAAGAAAAUCAGGUACGCCUCUCGCAAGGCCAGGGCUGAUGUAAGAAAGCGUGUGAAGGGCCGGUUUGUUAAGGCAGGCGAUGCUUAUGACUAUGACCCAUUGUGCCAAACCAGAAGCUACUGAGAGUACAGUUUUAAACUAUACUUACAAGGAAAGAAAAAGGCUGGUUUAAGAUCAACUUUGGAAAAUUCCAAAUUGAUUGUAUUUUGAGAGAGUUGAUCCUGUUCCCUGCUUUUGUUUGCAAUGACAAAUUGUACCCUUGUUUCACGGCGGUGCAGGGUUUGUCUUCUGUAAAGUAAUUUAAAAUAAAAAAUAAAAAAAUAAAAAAAAGCAUCAAGGGGGAAAGGAAUGGCUGAUGUAGGAGGUGAUUUUUUUAUUCUGAAGCUCAAAUAAUGAGAUUUCAGGUGGAAUUUUGGAAUGCUUCUCCAGGAAAAACCGGUGGAUUGUGACGUCUUCUGAUCACGGCACUGAAUGUUACUUACUUUCCUGCCUCUCUUCAACUUAUCCUAUGGUUGUCGGUUCUUCUUUCUAAGGCAUGAAUACAUGUUUUUCCCUUUCUAGGACCGGGAAAACAUGUCAUCUCUGUGCAACCCUCGACAACGCCCAAAAAAAAAAAAAUGAUGUGGUGUUCUGUACAUUUCAUCUCUGGUUUUGUACUUUCCCCCUCUUGUGCAUACACUAGAGGGGAUCAUAAAACAUGGCAACAUGGAUGAGGAUUCAUUACUUCAA